AUGCUUGGAUGGAACAUUCCAUAUGAAUUUAAUGACUCCGACUUUGAAGUCUCAGAACACUUAUUAACCAACUACCUGGAUCUCUACGACGAAACAGCUUGGGACGCCCUGCGCUACUUGAUCGCUGAGAUCAACUAUGGUGGACAUAUUACUGAUGACUGGGAUCGCAGACUUUUGUCCACAUUCAUUAACGAGUAUUACCGCGAAGAGGUACUUAAGGAGCCCUUCUACAAACUCUCCAGCUUACCUAAUUACUACAUUCCUCGAGAUGGCAGUCUCAACGCCUAUCGUGAAUUCGUCGCUAUGCUACCCACAAUUGAUCACCCUGAGGCUCUAGGUCAACAUGCAAAUGCUGACAUUCAGUCACAGAUCCAAGAGACCAGACUUCUUUUCGAUACUCUUCUCUCAUUACGGCCCCAG
Messenger RNA from Protopolystoma xenopodis, 420 nucleotides. NCBI's taxonomy places the organism in Eukaryota, Metazoa, Platyhelminthes, Monogenea, Polystomatidea, Polystomatidae. The record is from the annotation of a GenBank genome assembly.